Messenger RNA from Fraxinus pennsylvanica, 2133 nucleotides. Lineage: Eukaryota; Viridiplantae; Streptophyta; Magnoliopsida; Lamiales; Oleaceae. The record is from the annotation of a GenBank genome assembly.
AUGAUGAAAUGCAUUUGCUCCGGAGAGCACUUAACAGUAGACGAAAUAAUUCAUUCAUCGGAGUCCCUGGCGACUCGGGAUUAUUCAGCAAGUGGGUAUUCUUCUCGGCCAGGCGAGGCUGACCCUAAGUUGGACACCAGCAAUAUAGAAGAGGCUGAAUCAUCUCUUCGUGAGAGUGGAUUUUUGAAUUAUGAGGAAGCUAGAGCUUUAUUGGGGCGACUUGAGUAUCAAAAAGGGAACAUAGAGGGUGCCCUUAGUGUUUUUGAAGGAAUUGAUAUUGCAGCAGUGAUUCCUAAGAUAAAAAUCACCAUAGCUAGAAGAUGCGAGCUCCCUAGACGUCAUUCUCAAAGUGACGCUACCCCAGCUAUGUCUAUCCAUGCAGUAAGUUUGCUCUUUGAAGCAAUUUUUCUAAAAGCAAAAUCACUGCAGGCUCUUGGAAGGUUUACAGAAGCGGCUCAAUCAUGCAAGGCGAUAUUGGACACUGUUGAAUCUGCAAUCCCCGAUGGCUUGCCCGAAAAUUUUUCUUUUGAUUGUAAAUUGCUUGAGACCUUAAACAAAGCUGUCGAGUUACUUCCAGAGCUAUGGAAGCUUGCUUAUACUCCUCAAGAAGCAAUUUUAGCCUAUAGGCGGGCAUUACUUUAUCAAUGGAAUCUUGAUAUAGAAACCAGAACUAAAGUCGAAAAGGACUUUGCUAUAUUCCUCCUUUAUAGUGGUAAUGAUGCAACCCCUCCAAAUCUUCGUGUACAGAUGGAGGGUGCCUUCAUACCUAGAAACAAUAUAGAAGAGGCUGUUCUCCUACUACUACUAAUUCUCCAAAAAUUUAGCCUCAAAAGGAUUGAAUGGGAUCCAUCAAUCUUGAAUCACCUCUUUUUUGCAUUAUCUAUAGCAGGCGAAUUUCAGUCCCUUGCCUAUCAGGUUGAAGAGUUGCCUCCGGGAAUCAUCGAAGAAAAAGAAAAAUACAAUUUUUUAGCUCUGUCUUACUAUGCGGAAGGUGACAAUGUGAUUGCUUUAAAUUUGUUGAGGAACCUAUUGAAUAAUAGAGAGAACCAUAACUCUACUUCUGAAUUAUUAUUGGCUUCAAAGAUUUGCACAGAGAUUCCUAACAGCCUUGAAGAAGGAAUAGGAUAUGUCUACAAACUCUUUUCUGACUUCGAUGAGAAAUGUGAUGAGAUGGCUAGUGUUGCAAAUUGUUUACUAGGUGUCUCUCUUUCAGUUCAAUCUAGAGGUGUCGGUUCUGAUUCUCAGAGGACAUUGAAACAAUCUAAAGCACUUGAGGCGCUUGACACUGCACAAAGAAUGACGACGGAGAAAAAUGUUUGUGUUUUGUAUCACCUAACUCUAGAAAAUGCCGAACAGAGAAAGUUGGAUGUUGCCCUUCAUUAUGCAAAACAGCUCUUGAAACUGGAGGCUGGGUCUAGCAUAAAGGGAUGGAUUCUUCUUGCUCGUAUUUUGUCAGCUCAGAAAAGGUAUGUAGAUGCCGAGAACAUAAUUGAUGCUGCUCUGGAUGAGACGGGAAAUUGGGAUCAAGGAGAAUUGCUACGGACUAAGGCCAAACUGCAGAUUGCACGGGGAAAUUUAAGGGAUGCAGUUGAGACAUAUACUAAACUUCUUGCUGUCCUUCAAGUCCAGAGAAAAGGUUUUGGAAUCCAGAAAAAGCUUUUAAAGAACAGGAGGAACAGUAACAGGAGUUUAGAAAUGGAAACAUGGCAUGAUCUAGCAAAUGUUUAUACAAGCUUGUGUCAAUGGCGGGAUGCUGAAAUUUGUCUUUCAAAAUCUGAGGCCAUCAGUUCACAUUCUGCUUCUAGAUGGCAUUCCACAGGUUUACUUUACGAAGCAAAAGGUCUCCACAAGGAGGCUCUCGUGUCUUUCGGGAAGGCCCUAGAUAUUGAACCGAACCAUGUUCCGAGUUUGAUAUCUACAGCUGUUGUUCUUAGGCAAUUAAGCGACCAAUCACUGGCAGUUGCAAAAAGCUUUCUGACUGAUGCAUUGCGGCUCGAAAGAACUAAUCCUUCUGCAUGGUACAAUCUUGGGCUACUCUACAGGAGUGAGGGUAGUUCAGUAAUGGAAGCCGCUGAGUGUUUUGAGGCUGCAGCCCUUCUCCAAGAAUCUAACCCGGUCGAACCUUUUAGAUGA